Messenger RNA from Penicillium mononematosum, 522 nucleotides. Its product is annotated as DUF4149 domain-containing protein. The record is from RefSeq and is a predicted model, not a curated record. NCBI's taxonomy places the organism in Eukaryota, Fungi, Ascomycota, Eurotiomycetes, Eurotiales, Aspergillaceae. Bases 1 to 522 code for a protein of 173 amino acids. The transcript has 3 exons.
AUGGAGUCUUUUCUCAACACAGUGGGGAAUCUCCUCCCAUAUCAUCUUCUCUCCUACGGGGCUCUCCUCGGAACAGAGCUCUAUCAGAGCUUUAUCAACACAAAAAUAUGUUACCAAGCCUUACCAAUGAAGGAGUUCAUCAUCCUCCAAAAGCGCCUUUUCCCCGUCUACUUCGGGACGCAAGUCGGACUCACAGCCCUGACGGCCGCAACACACCCACCGUACAGUAUCUUAUCACUGGUACAAGACCCAUGGAGUGUGGCCCCUCUUGCUGUCGCCGGUUUGACCGGAUGUCUGAAUUGGUUCAUCUAUGGGCCUCGGACGACGACUGCGACGUUGGUCAGGAGGGCACUACAGGAGAGCGAGAACACAGAUGCUGACUCAGAUGGGUCAAAGGUGCACCGUGCUAACCGAACCUUUUCGCGAAAUCACGCAAUGGCCAUCCAUUUGAAUGCUAUCGCCAUGAUAGCUACUGUAUUUUACGGAUUCUCCCUGUCUGCUACUCUUUCAGCAGGACUCUAG